Molecule: messenger RNA, 828 nt
Organism: Lentinula edodes (shiitake mushroom)
Lineage: Eukaryota; Fungi; Basidiomycota; Agaricomycetes; Agaricales; Omphalotaceae
Product: WD40 repeat-like protein
Exons: 1
Biological process (GO): establishment of mitotic spindle orientation; vesicle transport along microtubule; microtubule organizing center organization
Cellular component (GO): nuclear envelope; cytoplasmic microtubule; kinetochore
Molecular function (GO): microtubule plus-end binding; dynein complex binding
Source: RefSeq, a predicted model, not a curated record
ACUGGAACUCAGUUGGGUGAACCUCUGCAGGGCCAUGCUGACUGGGUCAACUCAGUUGCAUUUUCGCCUGAUGGAACCAGACUUGUGUCUGGCUCUUAUGAUAAGACAUUGAGAAUCUGGGAUACCAGAACUGGAACUCAGAUUGGUGAGCCUCUGCAGGGCCAUGAUCAGAAUGUCAACUCAGUUGCAUUUUCACCUGAUGGAGCCAGAAUUGUGUCUGGCUCAUGGGAUAAGACAUUGAGAACUUGGGAUGCCAGGACUGGAACUCAGUUGGGUGAGCCUCUGCAAGGCCAUACUGACUGGGUCAACUCAGUUGCAUUUUCGCCUGAUGGAACCAGAAUUGUUUCUGGCUCUGAUGAUGGGACAUUGAGAAUCUGGGAUGCCAGGACUACAACUCAAAUUGGUGAGCCUCUCCAAGGCCAUACUGACUGGGUUAACUCAGUUGCAUUUUCACCUGAUGGAACCAGAAUUGUCUCUGGUUCUUAUGAUGAGACAUUGAGAAUAUGGGAUGUCAGGACUGGGACUCAGAUUGGGGAGCCUUUGCAAGGUCAUACUCAUUGGGUUGACUCAGUUGCAUUUUCACCUGAUGGAACCAGAAUUGUCUCUGGCUCUUAUGAUAAGACAUUGAGGACUUGGGAUGCUAGGUCUGGAACUCGGAUUGGUGAGCCUCUGCAGGGGCAUGAUCAUAAUGUCAAUUCAGUGGCAUUCUCACCUGAUGGAACCAGAAUUGUCUCUGGAUCUAAUGAUAAGACAUUGAGAAUUUGGGAGGCCAGAACUGGAACUCAGUUUAGUGAGCCUCUGCAGAGCCAUGCUCAUAAUGUCACCUCA